CCAAAAUUGAAAUUUUGCUGGAAGGUUCCGCCCCCAGUUGGACGAGUCCAUUCUACGAACGCCGCUCGCUCAACGACCGCUCGUUCACUUGCGGCAAAGUUUGUGUUGCGGCUUCUCCUGCUGGUCCUCCUGUGCUCAAAGCUUUCCUAUUAACUAACCAACAUGUGUGACGAGGAAGUUGCUGCUCUCGUUGUUGACAAUGGCUCCGGCAUGUGCAAGGCCGGUUUCGCCGGUGACGACGCUCCCCGCGCCGUCUUCCCAUCCAUCGUGGGCCGCCCCAGGCAUCAGGGUGUGAUGGUCGGCAUGGGCCAGAAGGACUCGUAUGUGGGUGACGAGGCCCAGUCCAAGCGUGGUAUCCUCACCCUGAAGUACCCCAUUGAGCACGGCAUCGUCACCAACUGGGACGAUAUGGAGAAGAUCUGGCAUCACACCUUCUACAAUGAGCUGCGUGUUGCCCCCGAGGAGCACCCCGUCCUCCUCACAGAGGCUCCCCUCAACCCCAAGGCUAACCGUGAAAAGAUGACUCAGAUCAUGUUCGAGACCUUCAACACCCCAGCCAUGUAUGUCGCCAUCCAGGCUGUGCUGUCCCUGUACGCCUCUGGUCGUACCACUGGUAUUGUGCUUGACUCCGGCGAUGGUGUGUCCCACACAGUGCCCAUCUAUGAAGGAUAUGCCCUUCCCCACGCCAUCCUGCGUCUGGAUUUGGCCGGCCGCGACUUGACUGACUACCUGAUGAAGAUCUUGACUGAGCGUGGCUACAGCUUCACCACCACCGCCGAGCGAGAAAUCGUUCGUGACAUCAAGGAGAAGUUGUGCUAUGUCGCCCUUGACUUCGAGCAGGAGAUGGCCACCGCCGCCUCCUCCUCUUCCCUCGAGAAGUCCUACGAGCUUCCCGACGGACAGGUCAUCACCAUCGGAAACGAGCGCUUCCGUUGCCCCGAGGCCCUGUUCCAGCCCUCUUUCCUGGGCAUGGAAGCCUGCGGCAUCCACGAGACCACCUACAACUCCAUCAUGAAGUGUGACGUCGACAUCCGUAAGGACCUGUACGCCAACACUGUCCUGUCCGGAGGCACCACCAUGUACCCCGGCAUUGCCGACAGAAUGCAGAAGGAGAUCACUGCCCUUGCCCCUAGCACAAUGAAGAUCAAGAUCAUUGCUCCCCCUGAGAGGAAGUACUCUGUCUGGAUCGGAGGUUCCAUCCUUGCCUCCCUGUCCACCUUCCAGCAGAUGUGGAUCUCGAAGCAGGAAUACGACGAGUCCGGCCCCUCCAUCGUGCACAGGAAAUGCUUCUAAGCCUUUUAAAACACUCCUUUCUCCUACAUUUUUCUCUUAUGUUCGAGUCAAUGGAACCCCUACGAUCCAUCGUUUUGUAAUAACAGCAGAACUCCUUCCCACUUCAGAGCAUUCCUUGUUUGUUUUUUUGUAAUCGUUGCCUCCGAAAGUAGCCAGUUGCCGGUAAAAAUUAAAUCGAGCGACCUGUGCUAAUUUUGGACGCAACUGACGUGAAAGAGACUGUUACCGUAACCGCGGGGGUUCUCCAAUUUGAAAAGAAAUUUUGCAAAAAGACGAAGUGCUUGUCCAUUCCAAGCUCAAUCUUGAUAAUUCCAUUGUAAAAUAUGAAUAUUUAACCAUGCAAGUGCACCGGCUGUAGGGUUCACACAAUCAGAACCACCACCAAAGUGAUCGUCCCAGCGGCCCAGUAUUAUUUCCAGAAAAAGAAACGGCCCCGGGGCAGAAAAGUAACCGGCACACACGGGGCAAUCUCACUGCAUUUUUUGUUGAUAAGUGUGUAUGGUUGGUCGUUCGGCUGCUUGGGCGAUCAAAACUUUCAUGACAUUUGUCAACUACUCUUAAUUAAUAAAUUAUUAUCAAAGCUUCUCAAGAUCAAAGCUUCAAUAAAUAUGUAUAAAAUUCUUAAAAACAA
Molecule: messenger RNA, 1924 nt
Organism: Neocloeon triangulifer
Lineage: Eukaryota; Metazoa; Arthropoda; Insecta; Ephemeroptera; Baetidae
Product: actin-5C
Exons: 4
Coding region: 163-1293 (376 amino acids)
Biological process (GO): mitotic cytokinesis
Source: RefSeq, a predicted model, not a curated record